Messenger RNA from Recurvomyces mirabilis, 240 nucleotides. RefSeq lists its product as uncharacterized. NCBI's taxonomy places the organism in Eukaryota, Fungi, Ascomycota, Dothideomycetes, Mycosphaerellales, Teratosphaeriaceae. The record is from RefSeq and is a predicted model, not a curated record. Bases 1 to 240 code for a protein of 79 amino acids. The transcript has 2 exons.
AUGUUCGAGGUCAACCUCCACACGCCCGAGCAAUUUGGUGCGUUCGUGCCGUGGCUGGUGAUUAAUCGUGGACCCCUUUCUGCUCUCGUGCAUCCCAACACGGGAGAUGAUGUGAGAGACCAUACGCAGCGGGCAACUUGGAUGGGCCAACCAAUCCCACUAGCCGUAGGAUUCUUGCGCGAGAUUUUGCAGAAGCAGGAGGCUGAGAAGGCAGGAUCCAAAGCCAGUGGAGAAUCAUAG